This is a messenger RNA of Aedes albopictus (Asian tiger mosquito), 4615 nucleotides long. Its product is annotated as aminopeptidase N. The record is from RefSeq and is a predicted model, not a curated record. Gene Ontology annotation, cellular component: cytoplasm. NCBI's taxonomy places the organism in Eukaryota, Metazoa, Arthropoda, Insecta, Diptera, Culicidae. The transcript has 13 exons. Bases 889 to 4140 code for a protein of 1083 amino acids. Gene Ontology annotation, molecular function: zinc ion binding; metalloaminopeptidase activity; peptide binding. Gene Ontology annotation, biological process: peptide catabolic process; proteolysis.
UUUGCGCCAGAUAAUGGGUAAGUGGGUAAAAGUCUUGCUGCUUGAAAUUCAAAGGCCGCACAGGCAGUUGCACGCGAGCUCUACUGCGGCACGGUAACGUCCUGGACUAGUCUCCCCGGGUUCUUCGGGUGAAGUGAAGUGUUGAAGUGUUUGUCUUUACCAAAAAAAAAAAGUAUAAGGAAGAUUCCCCUCUGUGUCACGGUUCGGUGAUUAUUCUGAAAGAACACAUAUUAUUUAACCGGUCUUGUACUCAUCGUCAGUGAUAACCGUGUGCCGGAAUUUGAAUAUUAUGUCUAGUCGGGUGAUGAUUCGAAGAUCGCGAUAAACUGGUCAAAAGUGCGCGCGAAGUUACGUAGAUUGUGUGAUUUAAUAGAGAGCAUAUAAAGAGUAAAACAUGAAGCGUGUCCUCUAAGGCAAACCCCAAGCUUUAGAAGCAAAACGAAGAAGAGUUAUUAUAUCCCGUUGGAGGAGCAGCAGCAGAAGUAGUGUGACCAUCCAACCAGGAGACGCUAUAAAGUGUGAUUAGCUUCAAGGUCUCGUAUCCGAGACACACAAUCUAUCAUCAUCAUCAGCAGCAGCAGCAACAUCGACAUCAAACACAAGACCCCACUGACUGACUGCUUUAACUGUGCUGGUGCUGUGUGCCAUCGCCAUCGGUAAUUGAAAAGGAUAAAAGUUAUAUUGAAUGUCAUCUUGUGUGACGGUGUAGUGCGCGGAUUUCCCCCAGAGUGUACAAGCGCGAAGAAAGGAUUGGACUUUUUCGAGGUUGAACCUUGAGAUCUUUGGAAAAAGAUUAUUCGAAUGAAUUGACAAUAUCCAGCGCCUUAGCGUGCACGCUUCCAUCGCUAUCCCCAUUGGACCCGGCAGCAAGCGGCACGGCGGCUCAAGAUGCAGAACAACAGCACCAAGAUGCAGAUACGGGAAAACUUCACGAUGGACGGAAACACCCGGACGUACAGCGACAAUCGGGGUUACUUCAUCACUCGGAUGACACUGCUGACGACGGUGGCCAUAUUCAGUUGCCUGCUGGUGGGCACCGGGUUGCUCAUAUAUCAUUUUGCCGGUUGUCAGGAGCUACCGGUUCACGCCAGCAUAUGCGAUCAUCGUUACCACUUUGUGUCCAAUCAUUCCUCGCUGAUACAUCCCGAACAGCAGACGACCCCUCUGUUGUUGGAGGAGGACGCGGCGAGUACAGCGCCGGUGACAACCUCUACGAGCACGUCUUCGAGCAGGAUCUACGCAACGUCCACCAGCACGUCAACGGAAAUUAGCGCUCAUCAGACGGGUCCAUCGGAAACCCAUCCGCCCCAAGAAGACGACGUCCGACUGCCGAGAUCGAUCGAACCGAUUGCGUACGCCAUUCGAUUGAUACCGUUCAUCUUCGAGGACAAUUUCACAUUCGCCGGCACGGUCGACAUCGUGGUGCGGGUGGUGGAAGACUGUGAUAACAUAACACUGCAUGCGGUGGCCCUGCAAAUACACGAGGCACAUGUCCGGCGGCAUGAGCCCGGCGCUAGCGAUGAUGAUGAUAUUGUUGCUGAUGGUGGUCGCAACGCGCGGCAUUUGAGCGAUGCAACAGGCAGCAAUAAUGAUAAUCGACAGGAGCACAACGAAGUGGACAAUGAUGGUGACGAUGCAGCAGCAGCAGGACACAUCGAAAUAGACAGACAGUUUGUCGUGGAGAGUAAACAGUUUUAUGUGCUCAUGUUCAAGCGGAAAUUACUUGCUGGCGAGCAAUACGUGGUGAGGAUUAAGUACGAUGGGGUACUCAACGAUUACCUGCAAGGAUUCUACCGGAGCUCGUACACCGUACGGAAUGAAACAAGAUGGCUGGCCACAACACAGUUUCAACCUACGGAUGCCCGCCGAGCUUUCCCUUGCUUCGACGAGCCUGCCCUGAAGGCUCGAUUUAGUAUAAGCCUUGCCCGUCCCAAAAGCAUGGUAUCGCUAUCCAAUAUGCCAAAACUGAAGUCUUACAAUGCACCAGAACCCGAACUGGAAGAUUACGUAUGGGACAUCUACCAGCAGUCGGUUCCAAUGUCCACCUACCUGGUAGCGUUUGUGGUAUGUGACUUCGUACACCUCAGUUCGGGGAAUUUCGCCGUAUGGGCGCGGUCCGAUGCCAUCUCGUCGGCUCGUUAUGCACUGGAUGUGGGACCGAAGAUUCUGAAGUAUCUGGAACAGUUUUUCGAUAUCAAAUAUCCGCUGCCCAAGAUGGACAUGAUUGCGCUGCCGGAUUUUAGCGCUGGAGCUAUGGAGAACUGGGGUUUGAUAACCUAUCGGGAAACGGCAAUGUUGUAUGAGGAAAAUGUGUCCGCUAACAGUAAUAAGCAGCGAGUGGUGACGGUUGUGGCUCACGAGUUGGCGCAUCAGUGGUUCGGGAACCUGGUGACGCCGACCUGGUGGACGGAUCUGUGGCUCAACGAGGGCUUUGCUAGCUACAUGGAGUAUCUAGGUGUGGAUGCUGUGGAACCUGCUUGGAAGUCUAUGGAGCAGUUCGUGGUGAACGAGCUGCACAACGUGUUUUCGCUGGAUGCUUUGUCUUCGUCGCAUCAGAUAUCGGUGAAAGUUCACAAUCCUGAAGAAAUAAAUGAAAUUUUCGACAAAAUAUCCUACGGCAAAGGGGCAGCAAUCAUUCGCAUGAUGGACCAUUUCCUUACAAGUGAUGUGUUCAGGAAGGGAUUGACAAAUUAUUUGAAUGAAAAGAAAUACCAGAGCGCUGAACAGGAUGACCUAUGGACUUUUCUAACUGCAGAAGCCAGAAGCCAAAACGUGUUUGAUGAUUCGAUAUCUGUGAAAGAAAUCAUGGAUACAUGGACAUUGUUAACCGGAUUCCCAGUAGUAUCAGUAACUCGAGAUUAUGACAGCAAAAGCAUUGAGUUUUCCCAAGAACGGUUUAUUUUCAUCGAACCAAGUAAUGAUACGUCGUCGAAGAAAGGGGAAGAACAUCCUUUGUGGUGGAUUCCAAUCACAUUUACCACUCUGGGUGAAAGUAACUUCAACAACACAAAGCCUUUCAUUUGGAUGAAAGCAGAAGAUAAACUGGUUUUACAAGACAUGGAUAUUCCUAAUCAUGACUGGAUGGUGGUAAAUAUUCAACAAACUGGGUAUUAUCGGGUAAACUACGAUCAAAAGAACUGGGCCAUGAUUGUGGACCAUUUGAUGAGUAAGCAGAAGCACACCACUAUUGCACCUUCCAAUCGAGCACAGCUAAUCGAUGAUGCUCUGAAUUUGGCCCGUGGAGGAUAUCUGAACUACAGCAUUGCACUGAACGUUACCCGAUACUUGGUACACGAAACUGAGUAUGUCCCAUGGAAGGCCGCCAUUGGAGCGUUGAACUUCAUCGACUCAAUGCUCAUCAAAACAAGUAGUUAUGAUAAGUUCAAGAAAUAUUCUUUGCACUUGCUAAAACCUAUUUAUGCCAAAGUUGGUUUCGAGGAUCCCAAGGAUAGUCCCCUGUUGACGGUUUACAAACGAGUUGAUGUACUUACUGCUGCCUGUCAUUUAGGCUACAGAGAUUGUGUUAGCAAAUGUGUUCAAAAGUUCUACGAAUGGAUGCACGAACCCCAUCCGGACAUCAACAAUCCUGUGUCUCCAAAUUUAAAGAACAUCGUCUAUUGUACGGCCAUCAAGUAUGGCGAUCAAGCCGAGUGGGAUUUUGCCUGGGAGCGGUUCCAAAAGACCACCAUUGCUAGUGAGAAGGAAACGCUUCUGUCCGCACUGGGAUGCUCGCGGGAAACGUGGAUCCUGACGCGCUUCCUGGAGUACUCGAUGACCGACGAGUACGGCAUCCGUAAGCAGGACGUUUUUCGGGUAUUCAUAGCGGUGUCCAACAAUGUGAUCGGGCAACCGAUUGCGUUCAGCUACAUUCGAAACAACUGGAAGAAGAUGAAGGACUACUUGGGAACGUCUAUGUCCAACUUGAAUAUGAUCCUGAAAUACUCAACCAAACGCCUGAACACUCAAUAUGAGCUAGAUGAGCUUAAAGAAUUCGCUCAAUCCCACGUGAAGGAUACUGGACGGACCAUCCAGCAAGCCAUCGAACGUGCUCAGGCUAAUAUCUUGUGGAUGGACAUGAACGCUGAUACCAUCGUACAGUGGCUCAGUGAUGUAGGCUACGAUCCCGACGAUGAAAUGUAACCGGCAACGCCGUACAAGUUUGCAGAUAAAUGGCAAAUGUUUCCACAAAAUCUGUAGUUUCUGUUGUUCAUGUUGAACGAGGUGAAGAAGAUCAAUGAAGUGUGCCAAACAAUCGAUCCGUUAUUUGCUGUUUUAUUCCACAUACGUACGUGAAUGCUGCUUUAACCGUGAGGAAUCUCUCAUCAUCUUCCAUCAGAAUCAUCGUUAGUGUAUGCUCUAUGCAAAGGAAGACUGUACAUUGGUUGUCAAGUUAAAGAAAAAGAACAUUUCCUAUCUUUGGCAGCCAGUUUAGUGUCAUCUGUAGUAAGAAUCGAUGGAUUUGAGCAAUCAUUUUAAUUUAUACUUUAAGCUCCACAACCAAAUUCAAAAGUCGAUGUAAGUUUUAAUUAGUAUAAUAGUUUUUUGUACAUUAAUUAAUUAUAUUGUACUUAAGUGGCUUUAAUUAAAUUGAACAUAUUUUUUUAAUUGCUUGAAA